AUGGACUACGAGUCCUUUUCUCCGCCGGGAGCAAAGGCGGAGCCCAGGUGGGCCGACGAGGACCCCUUCUACCACGACUUCCGCAGGUCUCCGGACAGGAGGAGGAGACGGUCGAGGAGCCCGGCAGGCAUAGACAGGUACCAGCCAGAGAGAGCAGAGCGUGACAGAGACAGGCGGGAAGACUACUACGCUCGCCGCCGUCACCCCUCGCCCGGCGCAGCAAACAUAGACAGAUACAUCCCCGGACAGCAAGAGGGUUCGUCUUCCUCGGCCUCUUCCAAGCCAGUGCCGCGCUCGAACCCCAUCCCGGCCCCCCUCGCGCUAGACUACCAGGUUGGCUUCAAUUACUUUGCAGAGUGGUGGAGGACAGAGAACGCCAUCAAGGAGGAGAAAGAGAGGGUCAGAAAUGGCCUGCCACCCGCCACACGAAGGGUCAAGGGGGAGAGAGAGGCGCGGGAAGACAGAGAGCGCGAGCGGGGCCAGAUACAGACUGCCUACGACGCAUACAAGGCAGACCUGCAGAUGAAGCUGGCCAGGCAGUUUGUGCAGCUGCAUCGCGGCGAAGAGUGGUUCAGGGAGAGAUACGUCGCGGAUUUCCGUGUCUCGGCGUAUGACCAGUGGUGUACGGACCUUGCCUCGGGUGUCUUUGACGAGUUCACCCUUGAAGGCAUCUAUAAGAGCGAGAGUGAUGGAGCCGGAGGCAUAGUCGAGAAGGAAGAAGGUGAACCCACGGCGUCGCCGGCCCUGCUCAUCAAGACGCUGGCGCCCAACGUCAGUCGCGAGAAGAUAGAAGAAUUCUGCAAGGAGCAUCUCGGCGAAGUCGACGGUGGGUUCAAGUGGCUCAGUCUGAGUGACCCAAAUCCGUCAAAGAAGUACCAUCGCAUAGGCUGGAUCAUGCUGCAUCCUUCCAGCUCAGAGGAUACAUCUACCAUUGAGCGAGGAGACGGCCGAGACGAGGAGGACGAGAUGAUGGACUCUGAAAAGGCAGAGCAGCCUGCCACUGUUUCCCCCGCUGAGCGCGCCUUGGAAGCCGUCAAUGGCAAGACCAUCACCGAUCCCGACAGGGGAGACUUUGUCUGCCACGUCGGUGUCCAUGUUCCACCCGCCAAUCCACGCAAGAAGGCCCUCUGGGACCUCUUCUCGGCUCCAGAGCGUGUUGAGCGAGAUCUCGACCUGGCUCGCAGAGUGGUAGCAAAGUUCGACGCUGCCAUGGAUUCGACGGACGGCAUGGCCAGGAUAGAAGAGCGCGUAGAAGACCUGCGUGGUAAAGGCUGGCUGCAGCCUCCAGUCAGCGGUCCGGUCAAGAUCAGGCACCACCACCACAACAACAACCAUCACCUCGAUACAGAAGCAGACAUGAUCCUCCUCGAUGAUGGAGAAAUGAAGGACGAGACAGAGGAAGGCGAGGAAGCAGACCUAGAUGACUCUGAUGAAAUAGACACAGAAGACCUGCUCGCAAAGAAGAAAACCCUCGAUCUAACAGUCGAGUACCUCCGUCGCGUACACAAUUUCUGUCUCUACUGCGUCUUCGAGUCCGACUCUGUCCACGAACUUGUCCGCAAGUGUCCAGGAGGCCAUCUCCGUCGUCCUCGUUCCGGCCUCUCCACCCACGCCAAAUCAGCCGCCCGUGCAAGCGCGAUAGGCGCCCCUUACCCGUCUAAGAAGGACUCCACCACAGCAGCUACAAACACAGCUGCGAACAACGACGAAGAAGAAGAAGGCGAAGCGCCCGCCUCCCCGGCCGAAGAGAAGAAGCCGCCGCGCUUCGCUUCCAAGAGCGAACAGCAGAUUUACCGCGCCUUCAACUGGGUGCGCACCUUUGAGGAUAAGCUCAUGCAGAUCCUGGAGCCGGAGAAUGUAGAUUUGAAGAAGCUCGGAGGAAAACCGGUCGAGGAAGCGGUCGAAGACGAGCUAGCUCGUUACGUCAAGCAGGAGGAUGAAUCCAAGUUCCGAUGCAAAGUGCCUGAAUGCACGAAGCUCUUCAAGGCGCAUAACUUCUGGCGCAAGCACGUCGAGAAGCGCCACGAAGAGUGGUUUGCCGAGAUAAAGAGCGAGCUCUCACUCGUAAAUGCAUACGCUCUCGACCCAGCGCACAUUUCACCCACUCGCUCCGACGCAGCCAGUAACGGCCACUUCCCCUUCCCACCAGGCUACGUACCGGCCGGCACCCCGCGAGGAUUCAACUACAACACCAUGCCCUUCAUGUCCAACGCAACAUCCUUCAACGGCAUGCCCGUCCCCAACCCCGCAUCGGGCUCAAACCCCAUGCUCAACAUGCUCCCUCACGACAACCACAUGCAUCACCACCACCAGCACCACCCGGGCGUCAUCCGGCGCGGCGCAGGCCGCUACGCUCACUCCCAUCGCUCGGGCCCAUACGAUCGCCGAACAGCUCGGCACCCCAUGUCUGGUCCGCCAGGGGUAGGCCGCCUAUCACCUUCUCGUUCCAUGUUCGGGCGUGUAUCGAUGCCGAUUCCCACCGGCCACCCCGCUGCUGCGCUUAUGGGUGCUGGUGCAGCGGGCGGACGAUGGGAUGGAACAGCACAGCAGGCCAUGGGGCCGAAGGAGGCAGUUCAGGGAAGGAGUUUGAAGAGUUACGAGGAUCUUGAUGCUGUAGGGGGUGCGGGUGGAGGGGAACUCAACUACUAG
This is a messenger RNA of Nannizzia gypsea CBS 118893, 2649 nucleotides long. RefSeq lists its product as hypothetical. Gene Ontology annotation, cellular component: kinetochore. NCBI's taxonomy places the organism in Eukaryota, Fungi, Ascomycota, Eurotiomycetes, Onygenales, Arthrodermataceae. The transcript is spliced from 5 exons. The coding region runs from base 1 to 2649 and encodes 882 amino acids. The record is from RefSeq and is a predicted model, not a curated record.